Molecule: messenger RNA, 369 nt
Organism: Ostertagia ostertagi
Lineage: Eukaryota; Metazoa; Nematoda; Chromadorea; Rhabditida; Trichostrongylidae
Source: the annotation of a GenBank genome assembly
AUCAAUGAACUCAUAAAUUCAAAGGAUAAGGUCAACUCAAUCUUCGACACGUGCCCUUUGAUCUUAUUUAAUCACUUGGAUAAGGAGCUUCUACCAUUCCAUCAUCCUAACUAUACCCCUAAGGCGGGCUGUAGGAUAUACAGGCCUAUCACCAAACUGGUCAAAGGACACGUUGAACUAAGCGGUAUCAGCAAGAAGCACAACUGCACUGCCAGAUGUCUAUUUCCGGGCAAGAAAGACAGAACAUACAAUGCAACCUCUUGGCUUGCAGUACCAUCACCAAAAAUCUUUGAGUGUGAUAUUAUCGAGACGCAGUGUGUGAAAGACGGUGUCUAUGAAAACUUCUUACAUACACAAAUUUAUGAACAA